UAGAUGCAAUAAGCAUCGUAUUAACAAGUAGUAACCAUGCGAAAUUUUCAAAUGAGUUUUUUUACCAUUUGCAUAAAAACAGAAGCCUCGUUAACAUUUGCACAUCGCCCGAAUGGGUUCGCCAAGUAUUAGCAACGGUUUACUUGGGCACAAAAGGUACCACAGAAGAGAAUCUCAAGGAACGAUUGAUGUUGCAGGGUGACAGCCCAAUGGUGGCAGUUAAGGAAUUUCAAGAUUUUCAUGACAAACUAACAGAAGGUCAUGUUAUAUUCAGUACAGGAAGUUUUGUGUUUGAAACAGCAAAAAAAGCUAUUGUAAACGCGGAGUAUCUAAAAAAGACUGAAAAUAUCUUUAAAACAGAUAACAGAAAGUCAAUAUCUUUAAACGAAGAAUGUUUGUGCAGUUUAAAAUAUUUUAUAUGGCCAAAAGUUAAUCACUUCAUUCAUGCACCAAGAGUUGGUCCAAACAUUAAAAACACGAAGAUUGGAGUUGUCAACUCCAUUUAUUUUCUUGGUUAUUGGCAAUAUCCAUUUCAGACAACAAAACGUGCUGAUCUGAGCAUAGACCAUUCAAGCCAGGAGUCAAGAACACCGACGUUUAUGAAAGCGACUGGAGAAAUGGCUUAUGAACAAAAUAAAAAAUUGAAUGCCUUAAUGGUGAGCGUACCCUUUAACAAGUCGGAUUAUUCGAUGCUUAUUAUAAUAUCACGCAAAAUUUCAAGAAUUGAAGAAAUCGAGGAACAAUUAAAGGACAUUGAUUUGCUAAAGGUAGCGCGUGAUAAGAAAAAAAACUUUGAGUUGGUGAUGCCAAGCUUUGAAUUUAAUUUUGAAAUGGAAUUAAAUGAAUUUUUAUUCAACGAAAUGAGCAUAACAGGAAUUUUUGAAAAUUGGAGAGAUUUCAGUAAUUUGUCUAACAAAAGACUUUUCGUUCAGAGUAUUAACCACAAAACCAGAAUAGCGGUAACCCCAAAAAGAAUGGAAGUGGCAUCAGUAAACGUUGUUCAGUUGGACGAGCCGACACAAGGAAAAAGUUCUGAAUUUGAACAACAAUACUGGUUGCAACGUUCAAGAAACAAUGGAGCAGAAGAGGUCAAGCUAGACAAGCCAUUUUAUUUUGCUGUACGAAACAAAGAGAAAAUAUUCUUUAUGGGAACAGUUAAGAAAUUUGAAAAUAUUAUCUAAUAUAGUUCAAUAAAAUAUAGAUUCGCUAUUAGAAAUCCUCCAUAGCUACCGUA
Scaptodrosophila lebanonensis is the source of this 1234-nucleotide messenger RNA. Its product is annotated as antitrypsin-like. Bases 189 to 1181 code for a protein of 330 amino acids. Lineage: Eukaryota; Metazoa; Arthropoda; Insecta; Diptera; Drosophilidae. The record is from RefSeq and is a predicted model, not a curated record. The transcript has 3 exons. Gene Ontology annotation, molecular function: serine-type endopeptidase inhibitor activity.